AUGCAGUACGUGCGGAGCUUGGGGAGUGGUGUCUCCAAAACAUGGAAUUCCAUCAAUCCAGCCACCCUGUCGGGGGCGAUUGAUGUCAUUGUCGUCGAACAAGAAGAUGGCAGUCUUGCUUGUUCGCCCUUCCACGUCCGGUUCGGAAAGUUCUCGCUCCUUCGCCCAUCCGACAAAAAAGUGGACUUCAGAGUCAAUGGCGUCAAGCAGAACUAUGCUAUGAAACUGGGCGACGGUGGCGAAGCCUUCUUUGUCUUUGAGACCUCCAACGACAUUCCCGAAGCGUUGCAGACAUCCCCCCUCGUCUCACCCGCCAACAGUCCACCGAUUUCCGCCACCGAUAGACCACCAUCUCCUGGUCUUACUGAGCCGUCGUACCUCGACAUCACCGGAACCGGAAAAGGGAACAUCGGCCUCGAUCAAGCAUCCGCAACGCGUCCCCUCCCACUCAUUAGACGCGAAGGGACAAACUACAGUGAAAGUGGCGUUUACAGCUCGUUCCCAGGCUCUCGGCCCGAGCUAGGAAGCAGCGCUUUAUCGGACACGAUACUGGCUGCACGUAAUCUGGAGCGGUCCGCGUCGGAAGAGGUUCUACCCGUCACCACGCGUGAGCAACUGGAGUCGGAGAGCGAACCGUUCAACCACAAUGGUAUGCCCAUCCCGUCCAGGUCGAAUACAGAUACGAUAAGCGCACCCAAAUCCUCGGCCAGUCCUCCCGCGUUAAAUGCCAAGGAUGCCUAUGAUCGAGCCAUGACUCUGUCCAAAAAGCUGUCCUCCUCCAACAUCCGGUCGCAAGUCACCGAAUCCGGCGAUCUCAUGCUCGACAUGACAGGCUAUAAAUCCAGCGAGGAGGAGGCCCUCCGCGCCGAAGCCGUGGCGCGCAAAUUACUCUCCGAGGAACUCGAGACCAACUACGACAUUGGCUCUCUGAUCGGGACGGACGAACAGGGCAAUCUAUGGAUUUACAACAGCGAAGAAGCGCGUGAAGCCGCCAGCCGCAAAGCUGUCAAUCAGACGCUGGAGACGGCCAGUGCAGUGGCGCCAGACAGCGCGUCCGACCCGGGCUACCACAGCGACAGUGACCGCAGCAUCUCUACAGAGCUCGCGGGCAAACAACCUCCGCUCGAACGACGUCAAAGGGCGCAAUCCGAAGAACUGCCUCCGGCGCCGCGCAUGUCUGGCGAGCAGAAUCGAAAUUUCGCCAAAACCCUCCGCCUCACCAGUGAUCAGCUCAAGGCGCUGGGUCUGAAACCCGGCGAGAACCAAAUGUCCUUCACCGUCAACCGUGCCACGUGUACCGCGUACAUGUUCUACUGGACGUAUGACGUGCCGAUCGUGAUUUCCGACAUCGACGGCACCAUCACCAAAUCCGACGCCCUGGGUCAACUGCUCAAUAUGGUGGGCCGUGACUGGACGCACACCGGAGUGGCCAAGUUGUACACCGACAUUGUCUCCAACGGCUACAACAUCAUGUACCUGACGAGUCGGUCCGUCGGGCUGGCAGACAACACGCGCGCCUACCUGAACGGAAUCAAUCAAGAUGGAUGGAAGCUGCCUCGUGGUCCGGUCAUUCUCAGUCCCGACCGCACCAUUGCGGCUUUGCGGCGGGAGAUAUAUCUGCGGAAACCGGAGGUUUUCAAGAUGGCUUGUUUGCGCGACAUUCUCAGUCUCUUCCCGGGCAAGACGAAUCCGUUCUAUGCCGGCUUCGGCAACCGUUUCACCGACGCUCUGAGCUACCGGAGCGUCAAUAUCCCGUCUAGUCGCAUUUUCACCAUCAACACCAACGCCGAAGUCUCGCUGGAUUUGCUGACGCUCAACAAAUAUCGGAGUAGCUACGUGUCGAUGCGAGAGGUCGUGGACCAUUUCUUCCCUCCCGUGUCGACAUUGGUGAAGGAAGGCGGCGAAGAGUACACGGACUUCGCAUACUGGCGAGACACGCCGGGUGAUCUGGAGAACUUUGCACCUACUGACUCCGAAGAGGAAGAUGGGGAGGAUGAAGAUGACGACGACGAACCUGAAGUCGAGUCUGGAAACGACAUGGGCGAUAGCUUUGUUUCACGAGAUAGCAUGGAUGAAUCCGCUGUGAGAGACUCGAUCCGGGAGUCGAUCGAGGUCGACGAAGCUGCCGAGAUCUUACAGGGGACUCGGGUCAUGGUCGACGAGGAGGAUGACGAUGACAAUGACACGGAACAGGAUGAAGCUGAAGUGCAAGAUUUCGAGCUGGAGCAUGGGCCGGAGCCGGAGCAUGAUCUGGCGGACGAUUACCUUGGCGAGAACGAGAAGAUGGCCAAGCGCAAAGCAGCAUCACAGACAACCACGACAAGACGAUAA
Molecule: messenger RNA, 2331 nt
Organism: Capronia coronata CBS 617.96
Lineage: Eukaryota; Fungi; Ascomycota; Eurotiomycetes; Chaetothyriales; Herpotrichiellaceae
Exons: 1
Coding region: 1-2331 (776 amino acids)
Biological process (GO): triglyceride biosynthetic process; fatty acid catabolic process
Cellular component (GO): nucleus
Molecular function (GO): phosphatidate phosphatase activity
Source: RefSeq, a predicted model, not a curated record